Messenger RNA from Astyanax mexicanus (Mexican tetra), 1920 nucleotides. It is a transcript of the gene capslb, whose product is annotated as calcyphosine-like b. The coding region runs from base 113 to 736 and encodes 207 amino acids. The transcript has 5 exons. The record is from RefSeq and is a predicted model, not a curated record. NCBI's taxonomy places the organism in Eukaryota, Metazoa, Chordata, Actinopteri, Characiformes, Acestrorhamphidae. Gene Ontology annotation, molecular function: calcium ion binding.
UUACUCCCCCCGCCGCUGCUGAUCUAAUGGUUCAGUCCAAACAGCCGCCCCGCGUCCAUAGUUACACAGGAACGCUGAGGAGGAGACCAGCCUGAGCUCAGAUCCGGUUAUAAUGGCUGGAACUUCGCGGCAUGACCGGCAGAUGGCGAUAGACGCUAAGAAGCGGCUCUCCGAGGCCACGGACCCGGUGGAGCGGCUGCGGCUGCAGUGCCUGGCCCGGGGCUCCGCCGGGAUUAAAGGCCUGGGGAGAGUCUUUCGGAUCAUGGAUGAUGACAACAGCCGCAAUCUGGAACUGAAAGAGUUCAUGAAGGGCCUGAAUGACUACGGCAUCAUGAUGGAGAAAGAUGAGGCCAUGGAACUCUUUAGGACCUUUGAUAAGGAUGGCAGUGGACAGAUUGAUUUUGACGAGUUCCUCAUCACUCUCAGGCCCCCCAUGUCCAAUGCGAGGAAGGAGGUGAUAAUGCAGGCGUUUAGAAAGCUGGAUAAGACUGGUGAUGGUGUAAUCACAGUGGAAGAUCUGAGAGGAGUGUACAAUGUUAAAAAUCACCCCAAAUAUCAGAAUGGGGAAUGGACAGAAGAUCAGAUUUUCCGCAAAUUUCUGGACAGCUUUGACUCUGAUGACAAGGAUGGAAAGGUCACAAAAGAAGAAUUUGUCAACUACUACAGUGGAGUCAGUGCUUCCAUCGACAGCGAUGUGUAUUUUAUUCUCAUGAUGAAGACAGCAUGGAAACUUUGAGUGGCUCAUUCUAUUAAUUCUAUUAAAUGUUUUAAUAAUUAUUUCUUUUAAAUUAGAUAAAAUUGCUAAUUAUUUACUUAAUUUAUGUACAUUUUCUAUUUUUUGUUAUUACAAUACUGUAAUAAUAAAGUUCCUCACAGUCAUAAAAUGCUUAAAUGCCUUAAAAAAUUAUUUCUCAGCAGUGUUUUUACAAAAAUCCAUAAAAAUGAACUUGAUAUUAGAUGGUAGUUGUAAAUACAGGAUUUUUGUGACAAAGCUUUAGAAUUGGUUUAGUUAACACAUUUAUACAUAUCAAAUCACAAUGUUUAUAUAAAUUUAUUAUUACAAAUUUAUAUGUAUUUACUGUAAAAUGAUCUAUUUUUUUUAUAAUUAUUACUGAUACUAUUACUAAAAGAUUGGGCACACUUUGUCAAAAGCUCUGUUACAGCAUGUAGAUAUACAUAGCAAGUAAAGUAAAACAGCACAUUUUUUUUUUACUUUGAUAUCACAUACAGAUACUGCUGUGUAUAUAUAACUUAUUAUUUCAACAUAACAAGAAAAAAGGACAAAAGACCCAAAGCAGAAGUUCAAAGCUUUUAAUCACAACUUGUUUUGAAACCAGCAAAAUGUUUUAAAUUGUUGUUUGGGGGUUUUCUUUCUCUGUGAUAUUUAUGUUGGGGUGGCUAUUAGGGCCUUUUUGAUGUGAAUCAUUAGCUAAAUAUCAUUAGCUUUAUCGUAUAUGUUAUCUUGUCAUCCUAUUUUAAUGGUCAGUAGUGUCAUGUUUAUUUCGGAUUUGCUGUUAUUUAUUUAUAGCCAUUCUUCCCUCUUUCAGUGAAUUGUUUCCUGUGCCACUGGCUGCAACACAAACUGGAAGCAUGAGCAAUUCACCUCUCUGCUUAACAGUUGGAAAUGUGAUCUUUUUGUGAAAUAAUGCAAAAUAUACAGUACCUGUCAAAUGUGUGGACUCACCUCUUCUCAUUUAACAGGUUUUCUUUCUUUCUAUGAUUUUUUUUGCAUUGUAAAAUUAAUAUUAAAACAUUAACCCUUUAAUGUGUAACAUGUGAACACCACCUCUAAUGGCCAAUAUGGGUCAAAAAUCUGGCCCGCAUUAAUUUCCCAGGUUAUUUCAUGCUUGCUGAGUUUUCCUUGUUCUAUCUUUUAAAAUCAAUGUAUUUUAUGAUUAAAUAUUCCAAGUACUCUUUAAA